Molecule: messenger RNA, 276 nt
Organism: Globicephala melas (long-finned pilot whale)
Lineage: Eukaryota; Metazoa; Chordata; Mammalia; Artiodactyla; Delphinidae
Source: RefSeq, a predicted model, not a curated record
AUGCUUUGUAAAGGAGGUAGAUUUAAGGUGAGUCUUACAGAAGAGGUAAGUAUAAAGCCAGCACUGAAAAAAGUUUCCGACAGAGCUGUGCUGGGACAGACUGUCUGGAGGUUCACAGCCCCUGUGGUGCGUAGGAGCCACUAUGAGGAGGGUCCAGGGAAGUAUUUACUAUUAGUGGAAAACAAGUAGCAGUUACUACUUAUGAUCACUUUGUACUUUGGAUCUGGAUUUGCUGAACCUUUCUUUGUAGUAAGACACCAACUGCUUAAAAAAUAA